This is a messenger RNA of Penicillium verhagenii, 2235 nucleotides long. RefSeq lists its product as uncharacterized. Lineage: Eukaryota; Fungi; Ascomycota; Eurotiomycetes; Eurotiales; Aspergillaceae. Gene Ontology annotation, molecular function: zinc ion binding; DNA-binding transcription factor activity, RNA polymerase II-specific; DNA binding. Gene Ontology annotation, biological process: DNA-templated transcription; regulation of DNA-templated transcription. The coding region runs from base 1 to 2235 and encodes 744 amino acids. The record is from RefSeq and is a predicted model, not a curated record. The transcript has 4 exons.
AUGAAUCCCGAACACCCAUCGGAUCACCCGGGAAACGAGUCUGCUCUUUUCAACUACGAUUUAAUUACUCCCCCCUCCACUCAUUCUUCGGUGUUUGAGUUCCCCACUGACCCCGUUCCUGCUCCCCUCCCCGGGCGUGAUGGUUUGGUUAGCGACCGGCCAAACCCCAAGGUCGCGAUCCCCCGAAUCGUCAACCCCAGUAUUUGGACCAGCAGCAGUCGGGUUACUCGGGCCUGUGAGAAUUGCCGUGAGCAAAAGGCCAAAUGCAGUGGUGAUCGCCCCGUUUGUCAGCGCUGCAAGGAUGCCGAUGUCCCGUGUUCUUAUGGGGAUCGGAAGAGAGAAAAGAUGCUCAAACAGCUCAGCGAUCUAACCGCACAGGUAGAAGCCUACCAGGGUCUUUUGCAAGACAUAUAUCCCAGACUGGACACGCCAUCGGCCCGCCAUGUGGACCAGACCUUAAGAGAGGUCCGUUCCAUCAACCCUUGUCCCUUUUUUGAAAUUUUCACACAUCUCAUUCUUUCUUUGCCCCACGCCAUCCCCGAGGGGACGAGUUUCGCCCUCAGGGUCGUCGACUAUACCGAAGAAGACUUCAACAGCGAUGGAAAACUACAGGCCAUGGGGUAUGUCGGCGAGCACUCGGAAAUGGCCUGGUUGUACAGACUCAAACGGGAUGGGGGGCAAGACGCCGACGCGCUGACGACCGACAAUCUCGAACCCCCUUCUAUCUCAUCCGUCAAUUAUUUCCAAGACGACUCCGAUGUAUCCGUGCUUGACGACGUGGACCUUUCGACUCGCCCUCCACAACACAUUGCUGCCCAGCUUUUUGAAAGCUACGUGAAUGCGGUCCACCCUACUUUCCCCAUCAUUGGCAUGACGACAUUUAUCGGACAAUACAAUUCCUUCUACUCGAACCCGAACGUGCGACCCGGAAAACGGUGGUUGGCGAUAUUAAAUUUGAUCUUCGCUAUCGCAACGAGGCAUUCUUUGUUGAUGGGCCUCCCGCCACACUCCGAGGCGGAGAGCCACUUGGUAUACUUUACACGAGCGUGGCGACUUGGAAUCGACAACGUGGCGUUACUUUCACAUCCGAACUUGCAACAAGUCCAGGUCGAGGGGUUGGCAGCGUUCUAUCUUUUGUGUGUGGGUCAAGUUAACAGGUCAUGGAUAAUCCUUGGUGUUGCCAUCCGAUCCGCCGUAACGAUGGGACUUAAUCUCCGUAGCGAGAGCAACAUGAUUGGUCAUCUCUCGAAGGAGAUAAGAUACCGGGUGUGGUGGGCGCUCUUCAUGCUGGAUACCGUGCUAUGCGUUAUGACCGGCAGACCACCCAGUACCAGCGAGACUUUUUGCUCUACACCUCUUCCGUUACCCUUCACAGAGGAGGAAUUCAGUGACGAGCGUAUCAUGCGACUUAUUACUGAUCAUCAAGCCCGAAAUACCUUCAUGAAUUCCCUUCAUUCCACGAACCCCGCAUUUGCGACCGGUGAGAACUUCGCCAAUCGCAUGCGCCACGGACCAUCGGGGAGCAAGGGAAAGCAGGCGGAGAGGAUUGCUCAGAGCCUUGUUCCUAAUGCUUCACUAUACUUUUUAUAUGCUGUGGACUUGGCGUUCCUUACCCGCGAGGCGGUCGAUACUCUGUACGCGCCUCGAGCGGCACGACGACCAUGGCGCGAAAUUGAAGUCCAGAUAUUUUCGCUGAAUAGUAAUGCGGACAGGUGGCUCUCUCGUCUCCCAACAGAAUUCCACUUUGUUGAAUUCCACUCAUCUCAACAUUUCGCCCGGGAACGUGCCAGCCUAGCCUUUCGCUUUUACACCACAAAAUUGAUCAUUACGCAGCACUGUCUCCGCCGCCUUGCUGAUCUGCCAGGGGUUGAUUCGCCCGGUGACGUGUGUGAGACUAUGGCUGCUAUGUGUGUCCAAGUUGCAGGACAGAUCCUGGAUCUCCUUCCUGACGAGGUAGACACGGCGUGGUUAUACAGGGUUUCACCUUGGUGGUGUAUUCUUCACCAUAUCAUGCAAUCUAGUACGAUUCUGUUGAUCGCACUUUCCACCCAAUUCCACCCCGCUAUCGUCGAAGCCACUGAUAUUGCAGUGAAGGUGAAGAAAGCCACUCGGUGGUUGGAUAAGAUGGCUGACAAAGAUCCCUGCUCGCAGCGAGCUUUGGCCAUUUACAUGGAGCUGCUCUCGCGCCAUGCCUCUCAGCUUGGAUUGAACAUUGAACCCGGGUUAGAAGCAUAG